AUGAAUGAGCUUUCCAGGAGACCCUUGCAGUUCUCCGUGGUAAUCAAGUGCGACCGAAAGGCCGUGAUCAAAAAUACGGACAUGUCGGAAGAGAUGCAACAGGACUCAGUGGAGUGCGCUGCUCAGGCGCUGGAGAAAUACAACAUAGAGGACACUGCGGUUCAUAUCAAGAAGGAAUUUGACAAGAAGUACAAUCUCACCUGGAGUUGCAUCGUGGGGAGGAGCUUCGGUAGUUACCUGACACAUGAAACCAAACACUUCAUCUACUUCUACCUGGGCCAAGUGGCCAUUCUUCUGUUCAAAUCUAGUUAA
Molecule: messenger RNA, 312 nt
Organism: Gorilla gorilla gorilla (western lowland gorilla)
Lineage: Eukaryota; Metazoa; Chordata; Mammalia; Primates; Hominidae
Product: dynein light chain 1, cytoplasmic-like
Exons: 2
Coding region: 1-312 (103 amino acids)
Biological process (GO): motile cilium assembly; intraciliary retrograde transport
Cellular component (GO): cytoplasmic dynein complex
Molecular function (GO): dynein intermediate chain binding
Source: RefSeq, a predicted model, not a curated record